AUUCUUACUUACAUACGUACUCAUUCUGACAUGCAAGAAUUGAUGCACGAGUGCAAGAAAAGAGAACCAGUGAUAACCUCUAACCAAGAAAGACUAAAUAUGUAAGUAAAUUAGUGAGCACUGCGGAAUGACCGAAGUUAUUUUAGCCAAGUAAACGCUAAAAUCAUCAGCGGUAUGCCAUUGUUGCUAGCAAAUCAUCAGGCGAGUAUUGUUGCUGCUCAAGUGGCUUACGGUAUGUUACUGGAUUACAAUAAUCUUUACGUGAUGAAUAGAAUAAAUGCUGAUGAUGAGCACUGCUGCAAGUAUGCUGCUGAGUUGCCGACGCACCAGACGGUGGACAAUGCGAAAAUGUCCCUUCCGGCUGAGUCGAGGACGAACAUGUCCGCCGAGGCAUUUAGAUACCAGCAACAAUGUAACUCAUACUACCAUAACCAAGCGCAUAAACAACUCCUCAUGCAGCAACCGAUGCUGCCACAAAGCGGCGGCGGUCCAACACCAUUGCAGCAUUUGAAUAAUAUUUUUGGCUUAAAAGUUCCUUCCGCAACGCCCGCCUCGCUAAGGCUAUCAUCAGCCGAAAUGCUCGAUUCGAAUAGCUUGCAGUAUUUAGGCGCUGCCAUGGAGUCCGAGCGGGAACAGUACGAGAAACUUUGCUGUGAGCUCUAUGGUGAUAAGACACCACCACAAGUCUCCAAUUGUAACACUGAAGAACUGACACAACAGCAAAAGCAACAACACAAAUCUCGACUGUCAAUGCGUACAACUGACCUCAUUGCUGCUGGUCUGCCCACUCAGUUUAUUCAAGCGCCAACCGGUACUAUGUCAUCCACAUCGUCUACGUCGGCAACCACAACGAGUACGAAAGAGUCGGUGCUUUCAGCGCUGAUAUUUGACGGCGAUACGAAUAAUUCAUCAAUGAAUAUCAGUCCGCAGCACGCAGCUCUAUUAGCAGCGUCAGGUAUGGAAAGAAGGCACGCUACGCCGAAAUUGCCUGCAGCGACAACAAACGCGGCCGAAAAAGCCACCGUUGCAGCUAAAGCCAGGAGCCGAGCCAGAGAAUUAGCGGUAGCAGAAAAUCAAGAAUUGGUAGCAGUGGAGGCGGCAAUGACGAUACAGCCGACAGCGGUUCCCAGUCAAAAUAAGCAAACCAUAAGUGGCAUGAAAAACUUUGAUGAUAUCAAUUGUCUGACUCGAUCCCCUUCGCCCUUGCAAUAUGCUGCCUCUGACUGUGGGGAUAAUAAUUCGGUGACAGGGAAUUCCAGUGAUCGUUGCUUGUCUCCCCAAAGUCCGACAGCGUUUGCUACGCCACAGGAGGAGCACCAGCAACAUCAACUGCCCGCUCUCAGAUCCCAAUUGCUGGAUGUUUUGCACCGUGGUGACACAGCGUCGGAGAGCAAAUUCUCUGGCAGACAAAAAGUUGAUCCCAGCAGAGACUCAGAGUCGGGUGCUCUCAAUUUGACCAGCGAAAAUUCACGGCAAAGUCUGCAAUCACCUUCGCCGUCUUUGAAAUCGUUUCGCGCCUGUCGUUCGUCACCUGCAACAACUGCCGGCGAACCCGUUGGGCCCCCUAUGGCCAACAAUAUAUAUCCCAUGCCAAACUUCUCCUCACAACAGGCACAACUAGCUGUGGCGGCCAGUGCAAGUUUGGGUCUUGGCAGUCCGUUAUUUCCCCUCCCUCUCGGCACAUCCAUUUCUCCUCAAAACUUUACGCAGUUCCAGCAAGCAUUGCAGCAACAACAGACUGCUCUGCAUCAACAGUUCCAAAAUUAUAUCGAUAUAUUACGUAGCGGUUCCUUGGGUAUAUCGCCAGAUGAUCCGAGCAUGGCCACUCAAGUUGCCGCCGCACAGUUCCUAUUUCAUAGUCGCGUCCAAGCCCUCACUCAGGCAACGCAACAACUGCAGUCGCUUCAAAAGCAGCAAGAGUUGCAAAAACAACCGCACCUGCAACAACGCCAACAAAAAUUUGACGAAGCGACGAACUCUCGAAGUGUGCACACCUCAACACCCACUCAUACGCCAAUACAAAGUCCCGCUUCCUCUCCACUGCCGCUACAAACGAGUUUCAAUGUAAGCGCCCACAGUCAAAUAACACCGCCCAAUCCAGGGAGUAGUCUAAAGGUGAGCGGAAUUCUUACACCGAACACAAUCAGCGGUGCACCACAAACUCCCCAAAUGCUGAAGCAUGCUGGUGGGGUUCAACGUUUGGCCAGUGAACCGUCACCUGAAGAGACCACAGAUCUUGAGGAACUCGAGCAAUUCGCCAAAACAUUCAAGCAACGACGCAUAAAGUUGGGCUUCACGCAAGGCGAUGUGGGCUUGGCCAUGGGGAAGCUGUACGGGAAUGACUUCUCUCAAACAACAAUUUCGCGUUUUGAAGCUUUGAAUCUGAGUUUUAAGAAUAUGUGCAAGCUGAAGCCGCUGCUGCAGAAAUGGCUGGAGGAUGCAGAUCGAACAAUACAGGCGACAGGAGGAGUUUUCGAUCCUGCUGCUUUGCAAACAGUCAGCACACCCGAGGUUAUGGGCCGACGUCGGAAGAAGCGCACAUCUAUUGAAACCUCUAUACGAGGGGCGCUUGAGAAGGCCUUCAUGAUGAAUCAAAAGCCUACAAGUGAGGAGAUCAGCCAAUUGGCCGACCGUCUGUGCAUGGAAAAGGAAGUGGUGCGCGUUUGGUUCUGCAACCGACGGCAGAAGGAGAAGCGCAUAAAUCCCUCAAUGGACAGCCCAACCGGCGACAAUGGCAGUGAAUCACCCUACAUGAUGAUGCAGUAAGCCUCUCGAAUAAUGCAAAUAAGAAUUUUAGUGUAUGUAUGUGUACUAUAACUGUUUAGUAUUGAAUUAGGCAAUAGAGAUAAAUGAGCAGGUAUGUAUGUAUGUACUUAUGUAUGUAUAAUAUUUAAGUCUGGUGUAUGAAAGAAAAGUUUCAACAAACAUAAUUUGAAUAAGUAUUUGCAAUGGUGCGUCCAUUAAACAUAUACAUACAUACAUACAUACACCUACAUUGCUUGUAUUUCGAAUACUUGGGACUAACGAAGUAUUCCUUUGGUUAACUAAUUUGCAGCAAAACUGCAUUCCAACCAGUGUUGAAAACUAGUAACUACAAUAUUUUAUAGGUAAAUACCCAAAACCGUUUUAUAUGGAAAUACGCGUUUGUAUGUAUUAACUGAAUAACUGUAUUCCUUGUGUGCAACUUUAUUGAGAUAAGUGUCUCGUUUUACCUAUUGAUAGUUACUUGUAUAUAUGUCUGUCCUAAGUGUGUGUGUGUGUGAAAUUUUAGCUAGAUAGGCAAAUAGUAUUAAUAAACUUAUAGAAUUAGUGUAAGUAUUUUCAAUAAGAGCAAUCAGUGUUUGGCGUACUGCUAGUGGAAAUUUUUAAAAUAGAAACACACACACCUACAUACGAAAUUGUACUAAGUAAGCUGUUUGCAUGUGAAAAGUAAAAUUACUUUUUUAAAUUUAAACAUAAAACAUUACGUAGCUGGAGUGAACAGGGUAUGCACAUAUACUUAGGCAAGUACAUAUACAUAUAGGGAUGGCGUAACUGUAUUUAAUUACGAUACUUUUUAUGUAAACCGUAUUUUAAAUAAAAUCACUAUAGUCAAGAUAAACUUAGGAAGUGCAUACAUACACACACACAUUUGUAUGUUUUAAGUGAAUAACCUACAUUAAGUUAGUAACAUUUAGGGUAUUUAUUUGUUUUAAUACUGUGAUAAUAAGUAGUGGUUUAUUGAAAA
Messenger RNA from Anastrepha obliqua, 3727 nucleotides. Its product is annotated as protein nubbin-like. Gene Ontology annotation, molecular function: DNA-binding transcription factor activity, RNA polymerase II-specific; RNA polymerase II cis-regulatory region sequence-specific DNA binding. The record is from RefSeq and is a predicted model, not a curated record. Lineage: Eukaryota; Metazoa; Arthropoda; Insecta; Diptera; Tephritidae. The transcript has 5 exons. Gene Ontology annotation, biological process: regulation of transcription by RNA polymerase II. Bases 175 to 2766 code for a protein of 863 amino acids.